This is a messenger RNA of Ceraceosorus bombacis, 3949 nucleotides long. Lineage: Eukaryota; Fungi; Basidiomycota; Exobasidiomycetes; Ceraceosorales; Ceraceosoraceae. The record is from the annotation of a GenBank genome assembly.
AUGAAGCUCGGUGUGAGUGAGUGAGAGUGGGAGGGGAAUGUAUGCGUAUGCUUCGUUGCGAGUGUGAGUGGGUGAGUCGCGAGUCACAGUGCCGUCUUCGAUCGAGCGCCAUGCCAUGCAAGCACGCACGCACGCACGCACGCACGUAGCUACCGCAAAGUCCGCGGAGAUCCGCUCUGCCGGAGCGCGCUAGGCGGGCGCAUCGAUCGCAUCGUCUCGCUGCGCGCGCGGAUGACGCGAUCAGACUGAUUGGGCUUGUGCUGCAUAGCUGCUUGCCUGCUGCUUGCUUUGCACAGCACGCGUUGGCAGCAGCACCUGCUCACAUUAGCAUCAGCAUCAGCAUCAGCAAGCCGCUUCGCUAGUCACACGCAGCAUAGCUUCCACCUCGCACUCGUAGCUCACACUUGAUCCCUCAACGUUCCUCUGUUGCGACCCGACCUCUGCUGACGUGUGCUCUGCAACAGGCAACAAGGGGCGCGAGGAACAUGACUCGCGCCGGUCACUAGUGCGACUCGGCUUUGGCGUAUCGUCCACGCGUCUCUACGGCGCUCCAAAGCAUUUGCUACUCGGACCACACACCCCAACACUCUGGACCAAGGGGCGGUCGAUGCCUGAGUCAGGAUGCAGUUGUCCACACUGACCAUCACGCUGGUGCGUCAUGCGCAAUCGGAGGAUAAUGCGAAUGGCUACUUGGCAGGUCAUCGGGAUGCGCCCUUGACCUCUCUGGGUCGAUCGCAAGCUCGUCUGCUAGGCAAAGCUUUCCAAUGGUCCGAACUGCUGGCCGUCUACUCUUCCGACCUCAAACGAGCGCGCGAGACUGCUGAAAUCCUAGUAGCUUCCAAUCACACCGUUCCUCCGCCCACACUGGUUCACACCAGAGCUUUGAGGGAGCAAUACUUUGGAGUGAUGGAGGGGAAAAGUUGGAAGGAGACGGAUUGGAAACCUCCUACUGCGAACGAUGAUAGGGAUAAAAAGUUUGAGGGUGGUGGAGAGAGCUUUGAGGAUGUGGGGGCUAGAAUGAGGAGCGCGGCUAGGAGGUACAUCAUACCGAGGGUGGAGAGCUUGAGGAAUGCGCCCAGUGCAGCAGAUGGACGGGCAAGCUUGGCUACGAGCGCGGGCGCUGCUAGACCUGGCGUUAGCGUCGAAGGUGGCCAUAUCGUCGUCGUGGCGCACGGCAUUGCCAUUGCAGAGGUGAGUGAAUGCCUUAUGGAGCGCAUGUAUGCGGGUGCCAUGUCCAGUCGAGAGGUCGGUUCAGCGCACACAUGCAGGCAGGCAGCAUAGACAUGCGAGAGGCUGACUCCGCUUUGUUGCCCUCUUUGUACAGCUGCUGCGGUACUUUAUGUCCUUGCACGAUUCCAGUCUGACAAGUCGAUCGCCCUGGCCUGAUCCCCGUUUAAGCUACACUCGCGUCAGGUUGGAGAAUACCGGCUUUACGACCAUUGAGCUGGCCGUGCCGAUGCUUAGCGGCGGGGCAGAUCCUGCUCUGGAAAUGUCACCAGGCAGACUACGCUCCCAUAGUCUGGAGGAGUCGCACAUCGAUUUGAAUGGUCAUGUGAGGACAAGUCCUUCGGGGUCCAUCCUACCCACAGGCACAUCGUCAGGAAGACCUACAUACGUGAGGAUCGUGGAGCAGAACAAUAUUCAGCAUUUGAGAAGUGUGCAAGUCACGGCUUCCAGAUCGACGUCGGGUCUGGCUAGCGGGCCGACAGGAUUGGUCAUGCCUCACACAACGCCUGCCAUGGACGAGUUGAGCGGAGCAUUGGGUCUGACGCAGACUUCCGCCAGCACGAUGGGCGAUGGUGCGUCUCCCCCUCAUCCCCCCUCUAGCGCCAACGCUGUCUUUUCCAGGCUGCCUCUGGUAUCAUCAGCAGCGCCUAGCAGCAGCAGCAACAGCCUGAACAACAUUGCUGGACAGUCGGCCAAAAGUGUGGGCAAUUACGAUGCAAGUUUCAUGUUGAAAGAAUUGGAAAGGGCUGGAAACGCAUCCGCUAUGCUGAGCGGUAAUGGAAUUGCGGACGGCGGCGAGCUGCAGUGGCAACAGUCUCAAGGACCUGCUAGCAAUGCUGCGCAGCACCAGCAGCAGGCACCCUCCUCCUCAGCUUCACAAUCUCCUCAACAUGUUCGAGAAGGCUCCCUUUCCGCCUCUGCAACAGCAGGUGUAGCCAAUGCUAAUGCGCAAUAUUCGCCCUCUCCCGCUGCUGCGGCACAAUUGCAAUUCGGCACUGAAGGGGGCUCGAACAAUGCAGCUGGACCAUAUGCGCCUUCAGCGCAAGCGUCUGGUCCUUCAGGCUUGGCAGGCCCAACGCCCGUGUCGGACAUUUGGCAAAACGUUUGCAUACGAGUCUUGCCUCUGUUCAACGGCGAAGGGUUGAAGGCGCCCAUUGAAGAUCUGAACCAAAACGUCAUGCUGCACAUUAUGCGAACGUUGGACAAAUCGCCAGCUAGAGCUUUGGACUCGCUCUCUUCGGACCUUUGCAACCUGAUGAGCACGGCUUGUUUUACGCUCAAUGCGAAGCUGCAAGCUUCGGGCGUGCUAGAGGAUGACCAGAGAAUUUUGAAACGAUUGGUAGAGCUGUGGAUAUUCUUCUUUGGCAGCGUAUUGCCUUACCUAGAAGGUGUUUUUUUGCCGCUGCAGACGGACCCCGUCCUGCUCAGUCUUACAAAGUCAUCGGACCCUGAUCAGACCAGCGGCGCACCAUCUCAGCCAAAUCCAUCUAGACAUGCGCCUUCCAAGUCGAAUCAUUCACAUUCGACGAAUCAGAGCAUCAAUACAGCUAUGUCCAUUUCCAACAAUCCGACAUCAGCGGCCGGCACGGCCCUCGCAGCUUCGGGAAGGAGCACGCAAAAGAUAGAUGUGAGGAGAAUUUGUCUGAUCGGAUUUAGGGAUUGCGUGAUCCUGCCCAUCUAUGAGCGUCUGGUGUUGCUCUUCCACAAUAUACGUGAAUACGAGGGAGAAGCACUGGCCGGCUCCAAGGCUGGUUUUGGCGCUCGAAAUGCGGCCUAUUCGGUCGCUUCGGAGUUGGGCUACGAUUCGAUGGGUCAACAAUCCGUAAGGAAUAUCAUCUCGCCCAGAUUGCUGCAGAUGACGACGGUGCUAGCUAGUGUACUUUCCAACGACGAGGCGCAAGCGUCCACGGACGCGCUGGUCAAGGCGUUGCGAGUCGGCUCGAGCACGGAUGUUGACAAUCAGACGGGCAAGGGACCCAACCAGAAAGCGUCUGCGACGGCAGCUUCGGCCUUCGGUUUGGCGCAUUCCAAUGGUGCCAGGGGCAACACCAACAGGAUGGGCUGGUUACCGCAGAGCGCGAUCAAGCACGGUACGAGAGCCACGCCUGCAGGUCAAGCCUCGACCCUGCAUUCUACGCAAGCUAACGACGAGACGGUGGACGAUACUUCCAUGGCCGUACCUUCCGAGUGGAACACUAGUUACUUUUCCAGGAACAUGCCUACGCCUGCUCAUGCGACUAGGGUGGGCCCUGCUACCCCCCUCAGACUUCAGCGGUCCAAUAUGAACGCACCUUUGGGUCUAGCUCAAUACGCCACGGAAGAGGAAUACCUGUCAUCCCUCAGAUCUCCUGCUGAAUCUUCCCCCUCCCCUUCGCCCUCUGCGGACGAGGACGGGGUGGGGAGGGAAGGGUAUAGAUGGGCAAUGGGAGGAAUGCAAGAGGACAACGAAGAAAGAAGAGGCAGCACUUCGAGCGAGUUGACUACUGCUCCGCCACCUUUUGCUCCUCCUUCUGACUCUUGGGCAGCAUCAUCUCAUGCGCGGACAGAUCCGCCGUAUCCAUCUUCCAUCUCUUCUGGCUCUACUACGCUUGCGAGUCGUCGAGCGCAACAGCAUUCUAACAACAAUGACUCCACGCAUCCGGAGGGCGAAACGCCUUCUGCUUCUGACACGCUGGCGCAGGCAAAUCUGGAAAGUGGCUCGUUGGGAUUGACGGUUGUCUAA